CGGCGCUCGUCAGAGCACACCCGCCUCAUCUCCGGCCGCCGGCGGCUGUGCUGCGCGGCGCCCUGUCGACACCUCUCCCGCUGUUUCCAGUGGCUGUUCUCGGCCUGUAUCGGGGACCGCGACUACCGGGCUCGGCUGGUCCGGGUCGGACGCCCCUGCACAGAGAAAUUUCCACCGAACACGAUCAAAAACCAGAAAUACAACAUUAUCACGUUCAUUCCGAAGGUUCUGUACGAGCAGUUCAAGAUGUUCCUGAACCUGUUCUUCCUGGUCAUGGCGCUGUCGCAGUUUGUGCCGGAGCUGCGGGUGGGCUACAUAUACACCUACUGGGGGCCGCUGGGGUUCGUCAUAGCGGUGACGAUGAUCCGGGAGGCGGUGGACGACUACCGGCGCUACCGACGCGACAAGGAGAUGAACAGCACCAAGUACAGCAAGCUCACCAACCAGGGCCACGUCAAGGUGUCGAGCAGCCGUAUCCACGUGGGGGACAUGCUGCUGAUCGAGAAGAACCAGCGGGUGCCGGCCGACAUGGUGCUGCUACGGACCACCGAGCGCAGCGGAGCAUGCUUCAUCAGGACCGACCAGCUGGACGGCGAGACGGACUGGAAGCUGCGGCUGGCCGUCUCCUCCACGCAGAAGCUGGCGCGCUCCACCCACCUCUUCGGCAUCGACGCCGAGGUGUACGCUGAGAAGCCGCAGAAGGACAUCCACAACUUCAUCGGCACAUUCACGCGGCACGACGCCUCUAACGACAGUGACAGCCUGUCGGUGGAGAACACGCUGUGGGCCAACACGGUGCUGGCCUCGGGCACGGCGCUGGGUCUGGUGGUGUACACCGGGCGCGAGACGCGCUCCGUCAUGAACAACUCGGCGCCGCGCAGCAAGGUCGGCCUGCUCGACACCGAGAUCAACAACCUGACCAAGAUCCUGUUCGGGGUGGUGCUGGCGCUCUCGGUGGUGAUGAUGUGUCUGAAGGGCUGGCAGGGUCCGUGGUACCGCUACCUCUUCCGCUUCGUCCUCCUCUUCUCUUACAUCAUACCUCUCAGUCUGCGGGUCAACCUGGACAUGGGCAAGAUCUUCUACUCGUGGACGAUCCAGCGCGACGCCGAGAUGCCGGAGGCGGUGGUGCGCUCCACCACGAUCCCCGAGGAGCUGGGCCGCAUCGUCUACCUGCUCACGGACAAGACGGGCACGCUGACGCAGAACGAGAUGGCGCUCAAGAAGAUCCACAUGGGCACCGUGUCGUACGGCGUCGACACGUUCGACGAGGUGAAGGCGCUGGUGGAGCAACACUUCGCGCCGCCGGCCGAGCCGCCGCCCGCUGGCCGACCGCCGGGCGGCGGCCGCACGCGGCGCACCAUGGUGGCGCGCGUGGCCGAGGCUGUGCGCGCGCUCGCCCUCUGCCACAACGUCACGCCCACGUACGAGGACGCCAGCCCACUGUCGUCUUCGGAGGGCAGCUCGACCGGCGGCAGCCUGUCGCCGGACCUGGAGUCGGGCCGCGAGCAGCCGCCGGCCGGCGGCGCCGCGCGCCGGCCAGUCGUCUACCAGGCCAGCUCGCCCGACGAGGUGGCGCUCGUCACCUGGACCGAGGAGGUGAACCUGACGCUGGUGCACCGCGACCUGAGCAGCAUGCGGCUGCGCACGCCGGCCGGCCACACGCUCGACUACGAGAUCCUGCUCGUGUUUCCCUUCACCUCGGAGACCAAGCGGAUGGGCAUCAUCGUGCGCGAGACGAGCUCGGGCGAGAUCCGGCUCUACAUGAAGGGCGCCGACACGGUCAUGGCGUCGAUCGUGCUGUACAGCGACUGGCUGGAGGAGGAGUGCGACAACCUGGCGCGGGAGGGACUGCGCACGCUGGUCGUGGCUAGCAAGCGGCUGACGCCCGAGCAGUAUGCCGAGUUUGAGCAGCGCUACACGGCCGCCAAGCUGUCUGUGACGGACCGGGCGGCGAAGGUGUCGGCCGUGGUGGAGUCUCUGGAGCGCGAGAUGGAGCUGCUCUGCCUGACGGGAGUCGAGGACCGGCUGCAGGACCACGUGCGGCCCACCCUCGAGCUCCUCCGCAACGCUGGCAUCAAGACAUGGAUGCUGACCGGCGACAAGCUGGAGACGGCCUCGUGCAUCGCCCAGUCGUCGCGGCUGGUGUCGCGCGCCCAGAACCUGCACCUGUUCCCGGCCAUCACCAGCCGGGCCGAGGCCCACCAGGAGCUGAACGCGUUCCGCCGCAAGAACGACUCGGCCCUGGUCAUCAAGGGCGACGCCAUGGAGAUCUGCCUGCGCUACUACGAGCUGGAGUUCAUGGAGCUGGCGUGCGCGUGCCCGGCGGUGGUCGUUUGCCGCUGCUCGCCCACGCAGAAGGCGGCCGUGGUGCAGCUCAUCCAGCGGCACACGGGCAAGCGCACGGCGGCCAUCGGCGACGGCGGCAAUGACGUCAGCAUGAUCCAGGCGGCGGACUGCGGGAUAGGCAUCGUCGGCAAGGAGGGCCGGCAGGCCUCGCUGGCCGCCGACUUCAGCAUCAUCAAGUUCUGCCAUCUGGCCAGACUGCUGCUGGUGCACGGCCGGUACUCGUACCACCGCUCGGCUUCGCUGAGCCAGUUCGUCAUCCACCGCGGCCUCAUCAUCUCCACCAUGCAGGCCGUCUUCUCCUCCGUCUUCUACUUCGCCUCGAUCGCGCUCUACCAGGGCGUGCUGAUGAUCGGGUACGCCACGGUGUACACCAACUUCCCGGUGUUCUCGCUGGUGCUGGACCGUGACGUGCCGGCCAAGAUCGCGCUCACCUACCCGGAGCUGUACAAGGAACUGACUAAGGGGCGCUCGCUCUCGUACAAGACCUUCUUCAUGUGGGUCGCCAUCAGCAUCUAUCAGGGUGGUAUUUUGAUGUACGGCGCCAUCUGGCUGUUCGAGGACGAGUUUAUCCACAUCGUGUCCAUCAGCUUCUCAGCCCUGAUCGUGACCGAGCUGUUGAUGGUGGCCCUCACCAUCCGCACCUGGCACUACCUCAUGGUGGCCGCCGAGGUGUUCUCAUUCGGCACCUACAUCCUCUCCAUGAUCAUCUUCCGCGACGUGUUUGACCGCGAGUUCAUCCAGAGUGUCGACUUCCUGUGGAAGGUGCUGGCCAUCACGCUGGUCAGCUGUCUGCCGCUCUACGUCCUCAAGUUCUUGACGCGUCGCUUCUCGCCGCCCUCGUACACUAAACUGACGUAGGCAGGCUGGGCCCGUCACCGUCGUCUGAUGUGUAAACUCACGUAGAGUCGCCAAAGCUUUUCACCGCCUCUAGUCUUAGCUCUCGCGGAUCGGUGGCGGCCGGGUGUGGCCUGCGCGACCUGACCUGUGGGUGGCCCGCCGUCGGGCCCCGCCCCGUAUGGGGUGGGCCUCGAGCCGCGCCCGGCUGUCGCCUCUCGCCCCGUCCGCCGGCGCGCUCCGCCAGCCGACGCCCGCGCUCUGGGCGUCGGCUCUGCAGACAGCGGCCGUGUGCGGACGCCCGGCAGGGGUGUCACAUCGGGCGUCCAGUGUGUCAGUGGGGCGACACGCCCCCGCAGCCGGGCGGAGCUGAGCGCCGCGCGGCGCUGUGGAAGAGUCACUAUUUAUUCAGACUGCUACUGUGCGUAUUAGACAAGAGAGUGGAAGUAUCCGAGAGUUGGUUCUUUUGUUAUAGGAUCGUCAGUGUAUAAUCGUAUGACGUAUGGACAGAUGUUGCUGGGUGCUGCUAUGUGAUCCGAGAACCGCUCCUCUAAAAAGGUGUCUCAGUUGGCUGUCAGUGCGUUCUGAACGUAUCCCGCAUGGCUUUGGGCUGGUGACGCCUGCUAUCGCAGAGGAAUAGCUUGAGUCCUGUGGAGGAAGCUUUGCGAGUGAGGUGGUACUCUUGUAAUAAACU
Molecule: messenger RNA, 3874 nt
Organism: Pollicipes pollicipes
Lineage: Eukaryota; Metazoa; Arthropoda; Thecostraca; Pollicipedomorpha; Pollicipedidae
Product: putative phospholipid-transporting ATPase IIB
Exons: 20
Coding region: 247-3204 (985 amino acids)
Biological process (GO): phospholipid translocation; retrograde vesicle-mediated transport, Golgi to endoplasmic reticulum; endocytosis
Cellular component (GO): plasma membrane; endosome; trans-Golgi network
Molecular function (GO): ATPase-coupled intramembrane lipid carrier activity; ATP binding; ATP hydrolysis activity
Source: RefSeq, a predicted model, not a curated record